AUGGUUGGUUCGACCUCCUUCGCCGCAGAGGCGUUUACACUGCUCUCUAUUGGCAUUUCGGUCAUUGGCCUGCGAACGUUUGCGAGAAUCCGACAAGUCGGCGUGAGGAACUUUGAGGCCGACGAUUACCUCAUGCUGUUAGCGAUUAUCCCGUAUACGAUCGAGACGGCGCUUGCGUAUACUGUUGGAGCAAAGUAUUAUGGAUUGACGAACAGUGGCAUGACGGAUGAAGAGCGUAAGGCUCUAUCGCGGGACAGUGAGGAAUUUAGAUGGAGGGUUGGGGGAUCCAAGAUCCAGAUCGCUGGAUGGAUAACGUAUUCAACGUGUCUUUGGGUCAUCAAGAGUGCGCUAUGCGCUUUCUACUUCCGACUCACGGCUGGACUUACCGGGUACAAAAUUCGGAUCUACAUCGGCUUCGGCUUCAUCGCCUCGACCUACAUCGCCAUUCUAUGCUGUAUUCUCUUCAGCUGCCAGCCAUUUAACCGCUUUUGGCAAAUAUACCCUGACCCAGGCAACUUCUGCCACCCCGCGCUAUCCAAACUUUACAUCUUCAUCAUUGUCAGCCUCAACAUCCUGACCGACGUUUACUUGCUAGCUAUUCCUGUCCCCAUGCUUUGGGGCGCUCGUAUACCUAAGGUGAAGAAGUAUGGAUUACUUGUGCUGUUCUCUGGCGCCGUAUUUGUGAUGGUUGCUGGCUUACUUCGAUGUAUCCUCAUCCUCAAGAACCCCAAGACGGGCCCAGAAGAGGGCGCAAGUUGGGCGGUACGAGAAUCCUUCGUUGCCGUUGUGACAGCCAACCUUCCUAGUACAUGGGGAUGGAUGCGUCAAAAGCUCAAACCUAUCUUUGGCUCGCUUCUCUCGUCCAACAACGCCAGCUCAAAGUACAAAGGCGGUCCCGAACCGGGAAGUAUCAUGCUCGCCGACGGAAAUGGAUCAAACUGGAAGAGAAGUAACGGAAGGUCUAUCAGAUCAACGACGGGGCUUGGAAGUGUGAAUGAUCGGAAUAUCUACAUUCACGGAGGAAUUGGUGAGGCUAGCUCGGACGAGAUCAUCCCCCCGAUGCCACUGGGGAUUACAAAGGAAGUCGAGUUUACGGUUGAGGAAUCAGAUGCAAGAAAAUAA
Messenger RNA from Fusarium subglutinans, 1122 nucleotides. RefSeq names its product integral membrane protein PTH11. The transcript has 4 exons. Lineage: Eukaryota; Fungi; Ascomycota; Sordariomycetes; Hypocreales; Nectriaceae. The record is from RefSeq and is a predicted model, not a curated record. The coding region runs from base 1 to 1122 and encodes 373 amino acids.